Messenger RNA from Clupea harengus (Atlantic herring), 1782 nucleotides. It is a transcript of the gene dhcr7, whose product is annotated as 7-dehydrocholesterol reductase. The record is from RefSeq and is a predicted model, not a curated record. NCBI's taxonomy places the organism in Eukaryota, Metazoa, Chordata, Actinopteri, Clupeiformes, Clupeidae. Gene Ontology annotation, molecular function: 7-dehydrocholesterol reductase activity. Gene Ontology annotation, biological process: cholesterol biosynthetic process; brassinosteroid biosynthetic process. Gene Ontology annotation, cellular component: endoplasmic reticulum membrane.
GUUACAUACUAGUGGGCGGAGCUCCAUCAACAGUGUACACGGGAAAUUUUUUAGGUACAAACACAUCUGGCUAGAGGGAACUAUCAAACGUGCAGUAUACACUUCAAGAAGGCAUGAUGAAACCCGAUACGCAGCCCCAAUCCUCAGGGGUCGCGUCUGAAGAACAUGCCAAGUCUGUGGAGCAUGGAUCCUGGGGGCGGGCUUGGAAAGUGGACUUGUUUUCCCUGGUCGCUGUGAUCCUGCUGCUGUGCUUCGCUCCUUUCCUUGUGUUCUUCUUCGUGGUGACGUGUGAGCAGUACCAGUGCUCCAUCAGCCACUGCCUGAUCGAUGUGUUCAGCGGCGACUCUACCCUGCUCUCACUCUGGGACCGAACGCCCUCCUUCUCGUGGACAGCAGCUCAGAUCUACUCCAUUUGGGUGAUGUUCCAGGUUGUGCUGUACAUGUGUUUGCCAGACAUUACUCACAAGUUCUUGCCUGGCUAUGUCGGAGGGGUUCAAGAUGGGGCAAGAACCCCUGCAGGCCUCGUUAAUAAAUACCAGAUAAAUGGGCUUCAGUCCUGGAUCAUCACCCAUGUGCUAUGGCUAGCCAAUGCCCACUACUUCCACUGGUUCUCCCCAACGAUAAUCAUUGACAACUGGAUUCCAUUGCUGUGGUGCACCAACAUCCUGGGUUACUGUGUGUCCACCUUUGUGUUCAUCAAAGCACACCUGUUCCCCACGAAUCCAGAGGACUGCAAAUUUUCUGGAAACAUAUUCUAUGACUACAUGAUGGGAAUUGAGUUUAACCCUCGAAUUGGGCAGUGGUUUGACUUCAAGCUCUUCUUUAAUGGCCGACCUGGGAUCAUUGCUUGGACUCUCAUCAACCUAUCGUAUGCCUCCAAGCAAAUGGAGCUGUAUGGUUAUGUCACCAACUCAAUGAUCCUUGUCAAUGUGCUCCAGGCUGUCUACGUGCUGGACUUCUUCUGGAAUGAAGCGUGGUACUUGAAGACCAUUGACAUAUGCCAUGACCACUUUGGCUGGUACCUUGGCUGGGGAGACUGUGUGUGGCUGCCAUUCCUUUACACCUUACAGGGACUUUACCUGGUCUACAACCCCAUCCAGCUCACCAUACCUCAAGCUACAGGUGUACUUAUCCUGGGCCUUGCGGGUUACUACAUCUUCCGUUCUACCAACCACCAGAAGGACUUCUUCCGCCGUAACGAAGGAAACUGCCUCAUCUGGGGUCAAAAACCCACAUUCAUCGAGUGCAAGUACCACUCCUCUGAUGGCAAAACCCAUAAAAGCAAGCUGCUGACGUCAGGCUUUUGGGGUCUGGCACGCCACUUCAACUACACUGGUGACCUGAUGGGUUGCCUGGCCUAUUGUGCUGCUUGUGGAGGGACACACCUAUUGCCCUACUUCUACUUCGUAUACAUGACCAUCCUGCUGGUCCACCGCUGUGUGCGAGACGAGCACCGCUGCGGCUGCAAAUAUGGUGAUGACUGGAAGCGUUACACAGAUGCCGUGCCCAACCGGCUCAUACCUGGAAUAUUCUAGAGGGUAGCAGAGAUUGUGGGGUUGAGGAUGGGGUUGAAUGAUAACCCAUGCAAGAAUUGACAUACUGCCAGAGUCUCUCAAAUGUAAUUCCGACACGAGGAACAAAAUAAAAACAAUGAACAACAAUAAGUGAAGAGACAUCUCCAUCCCGCCUUUGACCUUCCUCAUCAUUCUUUGUGAGAUGUUCAAAUAACAAUGUAGGUACAGUAUAUAUGUGAGCUAAAUAAAUCAUCUUUUUACCUUGGAA